AUGUGUUCCCCGAGCCUGUCCUCCAUCUCUAACUACCAAUGCGCUAGUUCUCUCGGCGGAGGCUGUUGCAACUACAACGCGCAAUGCAUUUCCUCAGACGGCUCCAGUGGAUGCGCCGUCACUGUAUUUCCUUCCUCAACCUCCGCUCUCGUCUCCGUAAUCCCAUCCGGCUGCACAACCAACCAAUUCGCAUGCGCUAGUUCUAUGGGCGGCGGAUGCUGCGAUAAUGGAUUCGGCUGUACAGUUCUCAGCGGUACAAACUACUGCGCUGCUACUACCGGCACCGGAUCCGCUAUUCGUACGGGAAGCAACGGAAUCCUAGCAACCGGAACCUCAGAUUCCAAUACCACAUCUAGCAAUCACGGUCUCUCCACAGGUGCCAAAGCCGGCAUCGGCGUCGGAGUUGCGCUUCUCGUAUUAGCAUGUGUAGGAGCUUGUAUAUAUUUCUUCACCAUCCAUCGGCGUCGAGCUCUCCAAUCUAAGUCCUCCUCUCAUCCCGAUGUGGAUAUUCCACCUGCUGCAAUGUCACAGAUUUCCGGCUCUAGAUUCUCGCAUAAAUCGGGGUCGAAAGCGGGAUCGAAAAUUUCGAGAAGACCGGGUGUAUCGCCAAAUGUGAGACAGGAAUCGGAUUAUUUUGGGACGACGGCGCAGAGUGGGCCGUUUACGGAGAGUGCGGGGACGAGUCCCGGGUUCGGGAGUCAGAGGGGGGUCCCGGCGACUCCGCAGAGUCCGAAUGAUAUUGCGGCGCCGGUGGAGAUUGGGGGGGAGGGGAUGGGGGUAGGGAGGGAGAGGGAGAAGGAGGGGAAUGGUGGGAGGAGUGGGAAUGCGAGUGUGGCGACGACACCGGGCGAGGGGUGGGAGUAUGUUAAAGGGGGAAGGUUUCGGGAGGGAAUUGCGGAGUUGGAGUAA
This is a messenger RNA of Botrytis fragariae, 909 nucleotides long. RefSeq names its product putative transcription factor c2h2 protein. NCBI's taxonomy places the organism in Eukaryota, Fungi, Ascomycota, Leotiomycetes, Helotiales, Sclerotiniaceae. The record is from RefSeq and is a predicted model, not a curated record. The coding region runs from base 1 to 909 and encodes 302 amino acids. The transcript has a single exon.